This is a messenger RNA of Nymphalis io (European peacock), 678 nucleotides long. RefSeq lists its product as uncharacterized. The transcript is spliced from 5 exons. The coding region runs from base 38 to 580 and encodes 180 amino acids. NCBI's taxonomy places the organism in Eukaryota, Metazoa, Arthropoda, Insecta, Lepidoptera, Nymphalidae. The record is from RefSeq and is a predicted model, not a curated record.
UUCGAUAAAGACGUGAAUUUUUUUGUUUAAAAAAUAUAUGAAAAGAAUGACUUGGAUUGUUUUGCUCAUAAUUAGUGUAUCACAGUGUGAAGAAUAUGGUCUCACAACUCAUGGCCUUAAACAUAUUAACGAAAUUAAGAAUGUAGCAGGCUUUGGAGAUGCCCAGCACCGAGGUCUUCAGUGGUAUGAUUAUGACUCCAAAUCCCAAGGAGAAAGUGGUAGUGAUUUGAAGAGUAGUGUUUCUGAUGACGAUACUAGUUCAUUAUCAGCAGAAUCUAGUAGCAUUUCAUCGAGCCAGUCUUCUGAAGCGUCAUCAAUAGAAACGAAUGAAGACCGAAAAGCAACGAAAGCUUAUCGAACAUGUACGCCUUGUCCACACGACAUGAUGAAAAAGUACAAAAAUUUUGGUAUCAAAUGGAUAUGUGGUGGCUAUCAACGGGCUAGACGUUCAUUUAAAAGUGAAUGCAUGAUGAGAUACAGAAAUUGUCAAGAUGGAACAAUGUUCGUGAAACUGUACGAUCACCGCUGUAAGAAUGAUUCGUAUCACGGGAGGCACUGGUUUUAUAUUUAUAAAGUAUGAUUUUAAUUAAAUUAAGGCUUUUAUUUAUUUAUAAUUAGGUACUUCAAUAGUAUUUAAUAGUACAAGAACGGAAUACAAUAUAAAAUGGACGAUGUCAA